Molecule: messenger RNA, 2592 nt
Organism: Nymphaea colorata (pocket water lily)
Lineage: Eukaryota; Viridiplantae; Streptophyta; Magnoliopsida; Nymphaeales; Nymphaeaceae
Exons: 14
Coding region: 4-2160 (718 amino acids)
Molecular function (GO): FAD binding
Source: RefSeq, a predicted model, not a curated record
GCGAUGAAAUCUUCAUUCCUCCAUCUUCCAGUCCCAAAUUUCAAGGGCUUUUCAACGAUUUCCGAAUCCAAGAACCUGUCUUUUCCGUCGUCGACAUCACUAUCUCAGCGGCCACCACCGCCAUCACCGUCGUUACCGUCUUCUGAGACAAUUUUCUGCGGCAAGCAAUCUGUAAGAAGAGGGAAGCAGAGGUACCCGUCGGAGAAGAAGAAGCUAGAGAGGCAAUUCAAAGACCUAAACAAUGUGGAGAACAAAGAGGAGGGUUACUGGAGAUUCUACAAAUUGGCGGUUCCGGUGCAGAAGGAUCCGGGCAAAGACCAUAUCGGCAUUUCAGAUGGCCUCCUCGAGGCCGUUGCGAAGGCUCUCAAAUUCCCGGUUGCCUCAUUGUUGCCUCACGAGGCGUUUUCUGUCGUCAGAAAAUCGUUCGAUGCCAGAAAGGUGCUGAAGGAACCGAAGUUUGUAUACACUGUUGACAUGGACACGCAAAAGCUACUGAGUUUGCAGCCUCGUGCCCAGGACUUUGUUUCUCGGUUGGAGCCUAAAGCAGGGGUUGUGGAGCAUUUUUCCACUGAAAAGGAUUCUGGUGACUUGAUAAGCAUCUUAAAUGGCUAUACAGCGACCAAUGUUAGCGGUGUACCCGCAAAUGGAACUCGUGCUGUUUCUUCAAAUAGUCUCCACAAGUUUCAGGGUGGAAAAAAGCCCAAAAUUGCCGUUGUGGGUAGCGGACCAUCUGGGUUGUUUGCUUCUCUUGUUCUUGCAGAACUUGGAGCUGAUGUUACUUUAAUAGAGAGAGGACAAGCGGUCGAGCAAAGAGGGCGUGAUAUUGGUGCACUAGUUGUGCGACGAAUUUUACAACCUGAAAGCAACAUUUGCUUUGGAGAGGGUGGUGCAGGUACUUGGAGUGAUGGGAAGUUGGUGACUAGGAUUGGGAGGAACAGUGACAGCGUGCAGGCAGUAAUGAAAACUUUGGUUCAGUUUGGUGCUCCUCCAAAUAUCUUAGUUGAUGGUAAACCUCAUCUAGGAACUGAUCGGUUGAUCCCCUUGCUGCGGAACUUUCGGCAGCAUCUGCAAAACCUGGGGGUUGAUAUCAUGUUUGGCACCAGAUUAGAUGAUCUGCUUGUUGUGAAUUCACGUGUUGUGGGGGUUGAAGUUUCCAAUCCAAGGUCGGAUUUGGGCAAUGGUAAGAGGAAGCUGGAAUAUGACGAUGUUAUUCUUGCAGUUGGGCAUUCAGCUCGUGAUGUAUACAAAAUGCUUCUUCUGCACAAUGUUGACUUGAAGACAAAGGAUUUUUCUGUUGGCCUACGAAUUGAGCACCCACAGGAGCUAAUAAACAGCUUACAGUAUAAUUCAUUGGCUUCAGAAGUUCACCAAGGACGUGGAAGAGUGCCCGUUGCUGAUUAUAAGCUAGUGAAAUAUGUUGAUGGAAAUGCUAUUACAACAGCUGGUGGUUUAGAUGAAAGGAGGCGUAGUUGUUACUCAUUCUGCAUGUGUCCUGGCGGACAGGUUGUUCUUACUAGCACUGAUCCAUCAGAGCUUUGUAUCAAUGGCAUGUCAUUUUCUCGGCGUGCAUCUAGGUGGGCAAAUGCAGCUCUUGUUGUUACUGUCUCACAAAAUGACUUCACUGAUCUUGGCUGUUAUGGGCCCUUAGCUGGUGUUAAGUUUCAGAAAGAAAUCGAAAGAAAGGCUGCCUCAAUGGGGGGAGGGAAUUUUGUUGUACCUGUUCAAACAGUUCCUGAUUUCCUCGAUGGCAGGUUAUCAGUAGCCCCUUUACCAUCAUCAAGUUAUCGUUUGGGUGUCAAGGCAUCAAAUCUCCAUGAGUUGUUUCCUCUUCAUAUAACGGAAGCUCUGCAACGGUCAAUAGCUCUCUUCAAUGAAGAGAUGCCUGGAUUUGUUACAAAAGAUGCUCUUCUUCAUGGAGUAGAGACUAGGACAAGUUCACCUGUUCAGGUUCCACGUUGCAACGAUACCUAUGAGUGCUUGUCCUUGAAGGGGUUGUAUCCAAUUGGAGAAGGAGCUGGUUUUGCUGGUGGGAUUGUUAGUGCUGCCGUGGAUGGCUUGUACUGUGGCUUUGCUGUUGCAAAGCAUCAUAAUUUAUACGAGGGGGAUAUUGAGGCAAUCCUUGGCAAAGUGCACAAAGAAACUGGAUUUGUGAAGUAUUAAGCUGGCGUCUAUUACUUUUAUAAAAGAUGUCCCUUGCUGCGGAAUUUUGCCAUUGUUGUGGAUCUCCGCUUCACAAGAUAACGAGUUAUUCAGCAACAGGUUGAUUGCUUAAAUAAGGCUUAGCAUGGUUCUGGCUUUUGAGCAUGAUUCUGGUCAUGAGCAUUGCUUGGAUGGCGUUUGAAUAUGGUCAGCGCAUUUGUGCAGAGGUACUCCAGUAUUAUGACGAGGCGCUAUUGAGACAAAAGGGCAAUCCCAGCGGGCCGACAUGAAAUUUCAGUUCUUGUUAGCUGGUUGUCAAAUGUGCUGUUUUACAUGAAUUUAAAUCUCUCUCUCUCUCUCUCUCUCUCUCUUGUGUAUAAGAGCAAGCAUCCUUGGUAUCAUAAAACCUUUGGAUGUGGAUUUCCUGUGCGGUUUUAAUAUGUUGCUUGGUGA